Messenger RNA from Eublepharis macularius, 7371 nucleotides. RefSeq names its product DEAD-box helicase 18 (gene DDX18). Gene Ontology annotation, biological process: maturation of LSU-rRNA from tricistronic rRNA transcript (SSU-rRNA, 5.8S rRNA, LSU-rRNA). Lineage: Eukaryota; Metazoa; Chordata; Lepidosauria; Squamata; Eublepharidae. The record is from RefSeq and is a predicted model, not a curated record. Gene Ontology annotation, cellular component: nucleolus. The transcript has 14 exons. Gene Ontology annotation, molecular function: RNA helicase activity; ATP binding; nucleic acid binding. Bases 82 to 2001 code for a protein of 639 amino acids.
CUGCCUCCGGCCCUGCAGUCUUGCUUCUUUUGCGCACGUGUGAUUGUCUGGUUGUGUUGGGUUCUUGCUAGGAAAAGGGAGAUGGCGGCGAGCGGCGGGAAUCUUCCGAUGCGGUUGCUGCGCAAGAAGAUCCACAAGCGCAACCUCAAGCUACGUAGGCGCAAUUUGGCUCUGCAAGCAGCGGCCGGUGUAGAGGCCGCCGAGGAAACCGAGCCAGCAGUGAAAGCAUGUAAAAUGAAGGAUGUAGAGCAGGCUGAUGUAAUACUCAAUGCUGAAGAAACUGAAGACACAAAACCUUCUGGAUUGAAGAAGAAGAAAAAGAAAAGGAAAAUUGUGAAUGAUACAGAAAAUGAAUCUAAAAAAGCAAAAAUGGAGGAGGAUGCCAAAGUAGAAGAUGGGGCCUUCAGUGGUGAGCCCAAAGAAGAAAAUAUGGAAAGUCCAGAUGAGAAGGAAGUGGCUGAGGAUACUGAUGGACCUGCCCUACCUCUCGGGCUAACAGGGGCUUUUGAGGACACAUCAUUUGCUUCUCUUGCUGGGCUUGUCAGUGAGAACACUUUGAAAGGAAUAGCAGACAUGGCCUUCACACACAUGACAGAAAUUCAACAUAAAAGUAUAAAACCGCUUUUGGAAGGCAGAGAUAUUCUGGCAGCUGCCAAAACUGGCAGUGGAAAAACCCUUGCAUUUCUUAUUCCAGCAAUAGAGCUCAUCUACAAGUUAAAAUUCAUGCCCAGAAAUGGAACGGGAGUCCUCAUCCUUUCACCUACCCGUGAGCUUGCCAUGCAGACCUAUGGUGUUCUCAAAGAACUGAUGACUUACCACGUUCAUACCUAUGGCUUGGUAAUGGGAGGCAGUAACAGGUCAGCCGAAGCACAGAAACUUGCAAAUGGUAUAAACAUCAUUGUGGCAACUCCGGGCAGACUUCUGGACCACAUGCAGAAUACUCCCGGGUUUAUGUAUAAGAACUUGCAGUGUCUGGUAAUCGAUGAAGCUGAUAGAAUUUUAGAGGUUGGGUUUGAGGAAGAAAUGAAACAGAUCAUAAAACUUCUGCCAAAACGAAGGCAGACUAUGCUGUUCUCUGCUACGCAAACUCGGAAGGUUGAAGACCUGGCAAAAAUUUCUCUUAAGAAGGAGCCAUUGUAUGUUGGAGUUGAUGAUAAUAAAGAGAUGGCCACUGUAGAUGGUCUUGAGCAGGGUUACGUAGUGUGUCCUUCAGAAAAGAGGUUUCUCCUGCUGUUCACAUUUCUCAAGAGGAAUCGGAAGAAGAAGCUGAUGGUUUUCUUUUCUUCAUGUAUGUCUGUGAAGUACCACUAUGAACUUCUCAACUACAUCGAUCUGCCAGUCCUGGCCAUCCAUGGCAAGCAGAAACAAACCAAACGCACAACCACUUUUUUCCAGUUCUGCAAUGCAGACUCUGGGAUCCUGUUGUGUACAGACGUAGCUGCUCGUGGGCUGGAUAUACCUGAGGUUGACUGGAUAGUUCAGUAUGACCCACCGGAUGACCCAAAGGAAUACAUUCAUCGUGUUGGUAGAACUGCCCGUGGAAUCAAUGGGAGAGGACACGCUCUGCUUAUUUUACGGCCUGAAGAACUGGGUUUUCUGCGUUACCUGAAGCAAGCUAGGGUACCAUUAAAUGAAUUUGAAUUUUCUUGGUCCAAAAUUUCGGACAUCCAGUUUCAGCUGGAGAAACUGAUAGAGAAAAACUACUUUCUUCACAAGUCUGCUCAAGAAGCAUACAAAGCCUAUAUCAGAGCAUAUGAUUCCCACUCACUGAAGCAGAUCUAUAAUGUCAAUAACUUGGAUUUGAACAAGGCUGCCCUAUCUUUUGGCUUCAAAGUCCCACCAUUUGUAGAUCUCAAUGUCAACAGUAGCCAUGGGAGAAGACUGCAAAAAAGAGGUGGUGGUGGAGGGUUCGGCUAUCAGAAGUCCAAAAAUGUUCAGAAAUGCAGAAUCUUUAAGCAGAUUAACAAGAAAAAAACAGACAGCAGACAAUUCAGUCGCUGAUGUGCAAACCCAGUCUUCUUCAAUACGGCUUUUAGAAGAGAAACAACUUCAUGAAAAAUAUUUAAUUCAGUACAGAAUUAAGUUGUGCUAUCCUUCCUAAAGAGGAGGGGGGAGCAUAAUCUUUGUAUUCGAAUUGUGGUUUCACCUAAGAACUCUUAAGUAAGUGAGCUAAGAUUUUUGCAGCACCUUUGGAAAUUUGAGCAUACUCAGUUGUAUAACCAUUGUACAAGAUGCUGUAAUUCUUUUUUAAUAGAAGCUCUUGUACAAGACUCUUCUUUAUGUUUUCUUUUAUAUUCUUGUCCUAUUGCGUGUGUCUCAGAGCUUUUUUUUUUUUUUACUUUUUGAAGAAUACAGGGUGUUUGAAGUAGAGAGGAUCUUUGUCUAAGGUAAUACCUGGAAGACUUUAAAGGAUUUGAAAGGUAUUGUCUUUUAUGUGAAAUGAGCUAAGCGGUUCAAACUCAAAAUCAAAAGAUCAUGUUAUGCUAUGAUAGGAGCGAGUUCCUUUACAGCAGUCAUCCUCCAACAUGGUGCCUGCAAAUGCCACGGUACCUGCUGAUGUGUUUCCUUGUGUUCAUUUCUUCUCUGAAGCAAAGAACAAAUCCUGGCUUCUCUCCAUUUCACUUGAUUCAGAAGUGCUUUGGAAUAGUCCUGGGAUCGCCUUUGCAAAUAUGUCCAUCAUAGGGGAUGCUUGGAUUGGAACCUCCUAAUGUUCUGUGGAAAUUUCCAAAAUUCUGUGAUUGGUCCCACCACUCUGGCAACUAUUUUGUUGUGAAUGUCGCUGCUUGUUUUCAAAAUUCCCAUAGUGCCCACAGGUUCAACAGAGCUUUGGAGCUGUGGCUGGUGCACUACUUCUUAAUUUCCUCUGUCCUCCUCUGAGGAGCUUCAGAAUCUACUGUAAUUGCAGUCACUGUAGGUAUGGAUCGUUUGCAGCCUACAUGAAUUUUACUUUUGCCAUUGCAGUAGCCAACCCCAAAAGCAUUGGCACCAGGUGGUUGUGCUGUAGAAUUUCUGCUAAUGAGAUACACUAAUGCAAAUACAUGGGAACAAGCAAGGUGAGCUUGUCCCGAUUGCAUAUUCUGUUCUCUUAAUUGGCAUAUCAUUUUGCACAAGGUCAGAUAAGGGAAGGAGAAAAGGGCAUGUGUCCAUACAAUUCUAUUAGGAGGAAGGCAAUUGUUUCUUUGAAGUAAAUAAUGCAUAUAUAGCCAAAGGCUUGUAAUUCGUAAACACUGAAGCAAUUUAUACAUGUGCUUGCUGGAUUGUUCUGUUUCAGGUUGGAGAAACAAUCACAGAUGUGGCUACUUUACAUUUGGAACUAACCAAUGCAGAGUAUCUGGUAGAAAAUGGAAAGCUGGGUAGAGGGCAAGUGUGAAAAAUGUAUUGCAGAUCCUAAGGAUAGGAAGAAUGCUAUAAAUGUUACAGGCCAAGAUCCAAAGAACUGCUUGGGCUCUCACAGGGCAUUAUGGUUAAUCCAGUAUGCAUAACUUGGGUACAUACAGACAGGAGCUUCCCUAGCAAAAUGAGUAUUUUUCUACCUCUUGUUUUUGCUGCAACCUACCAGGUCCUCUGACAAGCUGUUCCUGAGAGGGUGGAAACUCCACAGAUCUAAGAGGAUGUAGUAUGAGGCAGCUGCAGUAGGAAGGAGUUGAUGACAAAAAUGCCCCCUUAUGAGGCUGUGUGUGGAACCAAUUAUUUCCCCUCCUCUUAUAGAACUAGUCUUAGUUUUCUUUGAAUACUGCCUCCUGACACUUAGUAUUAGGAUAACCUUUUUAUUUCAAAUUAAUAAGCAGAUAACCAUUGUUAGUCAUGAAUUAAAAUGAGAGUAAUACACGCUGAGGAGGUUGUAUUGCAAGCAGAAUUUCGAACUGUUCAUAUGGAGGCCUGAGGUGCUUUUAAGUCAAGGGAAAUUAACAAGAAAAAGCAAGAGUGAAUUGUGAAGUGAAAGUACAGUUUUCAAAGGACAAGAUCAUAGCAUGAAUUAGUGACUUAAUGAAACAAUAGAAACAAAAGCUCCUUGUAUCAGUCAGUCUCUUAACCUAAUAUCCCUCACAUGGUUGUGGUUAUGAGGAAAAAAUGGAGGAGGAAUUAUUUUGAAAGAUACAAUUAUUUUGAAUGGUCUCCUACUGGGGGGAAAAGCAAGGUAUAAAUUUCUUAAAAAAAAUUUUUUUUUGCAGGUCUGAGAAACCAAGGAUAGACUAGUGUGCUGGUGAGCUCUAAACUGUCACCUGGUAGGAGGUUUCAUUUUUCAGUCCAGAAGUACAAAAUAUAAUUCCUUAUGUUGAUUUCAAAUGGCAGAGGAGGAAAGUAGCACAAAUACCUUUUUCAAAAGAAAUCCGACCCAGAUGCAAAUACGGGUUUGCCAUCAAGUAUAGUGGGUUUUUUUUAGCAGAACAGACAUAGGUGAGGCCAAUACUGGUGUCUUUAUGACCUGGGAUUGUGUAUGAUCAACUAUUAAAAAAUAAAACGUUGGUCUUAAGAGAAAUUAUGUUCAUUGCACAGAAUUCAGUUCUUCUAAAUCAUUAGCUCUAAGCAGCUGGAACUGGAUGGAGAUUUUUUGUUUGUAAUUUUUGUAAUUAUACGUAGGUUGUUGAACUAGUGCAAGCUUGUAAAUUACCUAUGGUGAAUGGAAAUAUUCUUCAGUUAAGGAAAGCUUACAUACAUGCAAAUGUGUGCAACAACAAGGGUCUUAAUAAAUAAAAAUGGCACGCUAGCAAGUUGGUUAUCCCUAUUUCAAAGCAGAAGUUGUGUAAAUAACUUGCAGUAUGGUAUAGUCAUAGUUGGGCCUCCCAGAUACUAGGCCAAGUUUGAAUUCCCAUUCUGCUAUGGAAGCUUGCUGGGUGAUCUGAGGCCAGCCAUACCUACUUAGCCUAAGCUACCUCACAGGGUUGUGAUAAGUGGAGGAGAGGACAACAAAGUAAGCUGCGUUGGGCCCUCACAGAGGAGAAAGUCAGGGUAUACCUGAAAGAAAUCCAUGGUGUGUUCCUUCCUGAUUAUAAAACAGACUCUGAAGGAUUAGUGACACAAAGAUUGCUGCUGCUUUGUGGAGCUGCAAAAGACAGUGCAAUCUUAUGCACAGUCAAGGACUGCACUGUUAACCUUUUAGUCAGGACAUAAAAAACUUCGAAAUUAGUUCCACGAGCACAAGGAGGGUUUAGAUAUUUCCACCCCACCCUUGAAAAGUAUGUCUUCUAGGUUUCAUCCCAAAGUGAACCUGAAACAGGAGUUGGCAAAGCAGUUUCUUUUGUCCUAGGCCUCAGUGUCUGAACAAAUUACUUUGGGAGUCCAGCUAUUAUAUACAGUAGCUUACAACUGGUAUUGUGGCUUAGUCUUCCUGGCUCCUGUAUUACAGGAAGCUGUAAAAAUGAACUGGAAACCUAAGGUUUCCUGAGCACUUUUCCUGUGAUCAAUCUUUCAGAUAUUUAAUAGACCUCAGCCAUCAGACACUCCAGGCUUGUCUCAUAAAGAUGACUGAUGGUUUAGGAACUAAUACUGUAUUUCUUGAGAAAUUGCCUCCCACUCAGAGAACCUUGACGAGGAAAUUGAACUUUGUAAACCGGUUAAAGAGAGGUGAUCAAAAUGAUCGUGUGGGGAGAUGUUAAAAAACAAUCCUGAUAUAGACCCAUAAAAGAGAACAGAGUUGCUCUGCUGCCACUCCUAACAGUUACGAUGAAUAAAGUGGGUGCGAUCCAGUCAUGUCUUUGAAGAACGUUACAUUAUGGCAGUAAUGCAAGCUGUGUCAUUCUGCUUUGUGCAAGAUGAAGUAAAACAGCAAAAUGCUCCUAAAAGCAUUCAUGAUAAGGUGGUAUAGCAGAUAGGAAGCAGGGAAAUGACUGACCGCGCAAUUAAGAGGAUAGAUAGGCCUUCCUCUGCAUUUUCAUCGUAAGAACUGGGAAGAUGGAGAGGGUGUGGACACCAGUUAGGAUUAGCCUCGUUUCCGCACAGUAGGAAUGGUGGUUUCCCAAUUGACCAGAGCUCACAAAGCAGUGUCUUCAUGGUGAAGGUCACACAAACCAGCUGGAACAAUUUGCAAAAUAUGUGUAAUGCUUAGCACUCUUCCACUGUCCUCUUGCUGAAAAUCUAAGUUUGUUUUUGGCACAACCUGUUACUGAGAAUUGUGGGAGGUGGCACUAUUUUCACUAUGUAAUCUGUCACUUUUGCAGUACUUGCAUCUUUUUUAUAUACUUGGAUCUUAUUAAAGAUUAAUCCUUUCUCACCUGUUGUUCCACCCAUCUAUUUCUUUAUUAGGAACUUUUCUCUCUCUUCCUUCUAGAUUUGCCCCAGGGGACUGCCAUCCUUUAGCAUAGAUAUCUUUUAAUGUCUUCUAGUAGAUGCUGCUUCACAAUUCUAGAACUUAGCUACCUGAUGAUCUAGUUUCAAGAUUUUCUAAGAGUGCUUCCUUUCUACCCCCCCCCCCCCCACACAACUCGGAAAAUUACAUCUUCCAUUUUAUAUCUGCACAGAAAAGGCUUUCAGAAGCAAAUCAGCAAGAGAUGUUUAUCAGGACACUUUCAAUGUAAUUUGUUGCACUAAUUUUCACCAUAGCACCAAACAUCCAUUCUGGAAUCUCUCCUGUCCAAUUGGUGGAACUGGGUAUUAUUUUCGGUGCACAAUUUUUUUGUGUGUAUAUGUCAUAGGUGCCACUUUCUUGGCUAGAGCUCUAGAACUUUCCAGAAUUGCUUCUGUCAUAGCACAGAACCCACGAGUGGAAGACUACAAAUAAUAAUGUAGAUUGCUUUGAACAUCUUUAAAGCGCUGACCUGGAAAUUUUUAAGUGAUGGGUGGGAGGUACUGAAUCUUCCCCUCCAUUCCCUUGCCCCAUACCCCUUCUUCUAGAACUUGCUUUUCAAAAUCCAACCACAGAGGGGAAAAAAGAGAUACUCUCAUCCCAUCUGCUGCUGCUUUGGAAGUCAUUCUACCCUCACCUGUUGCAUUACCCCUGUUCGGCAUUGCAUCACUGCCAUAAUGUAUGCCUCAGUCCUUGUUUAUUGUAUAUGCUGUUGUGACCAUAAAAUGUAUUUUAAGUUGGACACUGUAUUAAUUCAAAUCAUGCAACAUUUAAAUUUGUCCAAUAGAUUCCCCAUGCUUGGUGCAGAAUUCUCAGACUGUAUUGCACUGCUGGUUUAGAUCCCAAUAUGGUGGCGAUUGUGUUUGUAAAAUUUGCUAUCCUGAGAAGCAAACAAAGCUCUAUAUUCAUUUUGAUGGAAAUUACAUGAGUUUUUUUUUAAAAGGUACCUGGGGGAAAUUUCAAGGAACUCUGUAUCCGGCUUCUAUGACAGUAUUAACAACUUACUUAAUUGUAUUACAGUUGCAGCUUUAAAUUGCUCUGUCCAUGCAAGUUCCAUUAAAAUGAACAUGCACCAAGAGAGAGCUUCA